AUGAUGACCUUCUUCUCCUCGGCUCCGGAGACUCAGAAGGAGCCACUGCCGGCAUUGUUGGGUCGCACUCAAGCGAUUGCCCCCACAACGAAGGAAAAGGAGGAUGAUUCCAUUCAGCUGGCCACCAUGAAGCUCUGCUAUGCGGCGGCCGCCGGCGACUGCCUCAAGGUGAAGACUCUUCUGAGUCAGAACCUUGACCCCAAUGUUGCCGACUAUGGCGGAAAAACUCCUCUUCACGUUGCCUGUAGCAUCAACACGGCAGGUGCCCAAGAGGUUGUCCGCAUUCUGCUGGAGCACGGAUCAGCAGCCAAUGCCACAGACAGUCUCGGCCAAACCCCUUUGGACAUUUCGUCGCGGGCUGGGAACUUCGCCGUGAAGGCAGUGCUGGAGGAGCAUGGAGCCAAGUUGCAGCGCGAGGAGCUCGAGUCUCGUGCGCGGGAGAGUUUUUGGCUCCUGAAGCCGGAAGAGAUCGUACUCAGGAAGCAAAUCGGCAAAACGCUGAAGAGUGCAGUGCACUUGGCAAACUGGAAGGGCACAAUUGUAGUUGUGAAGUGUGCCAAGAUGCAUCAGUCAAACAUGGUCAAGAACUUGCGCAAGUCACAGAGCAUGGUGCUCGGCGGCGGGGUCGAGAAGGCAUCGCCGAAGCGAGCGGAAGAUGCCGAGCUCGAAGAUGACAUCACGGAGGAGAUGUUGCAUGAGAUUGACCUUUUGGCCUCUCUUCGCCACCCGGAUCUUGUGCUCUUCUUGGGUGCUUGCUUGGAUCCGGGCCAUCCGAUCAUGUUCGUGUCGGAGUUCAUGGGUGGAGGUGACCUGGAGAACUACAUGCUCAAGAUGCGAGAGAAGACUGAGGUCGCUUUCUGGAAGCCUCCCUUGUGGCGUAUGGUCGAAUGGUCUUGCGCCAUUGGCCGUGGCCUGGCUUUUCUGCAUGGUUUUAGAGUUCCCAUCGUGCACCGAGAUCUCAAGCCUCUCAACUUGCUCCUCACGAAGAACUUGGAGCUCAAGAUGACCGAUUUUGGGAUCAGCAAGAUGAUGGCCACAGUUGAUUCCGAGCAGCACAUGAUGACGGGCGGCGUUGGAAGUUACUUGUACAUGGCGCCAGAAGUUGUCAGGUACGAAGAGUACAAUGAGAAGGUCGACAUCUACUCUUAUGGCUUGAUCAUGUACUACAUCAGCGCUGGCCGUCGACCUUUCCAGCACCUCACGCUGGAUCCGGAGGUAAUCCUGCAGCAGUACUGCCAGAAGAAGGAGCCACGUCCUCUCAUUUCUGACUGCCCCAAGGUCUUGCGUGGCAUCAUCGAGCCUUGCUGGGCCGUGGACAAGUCUGACCGACCUUCAGCUGAGGAGGUCACCAACGCGUUGUCCGAAAUGGCACCAGCGCGAGGUGCUUCUUGCGAGUCUUGCUCUACGAUGUAA
This is a messenger RNA of Symbiodinium sp. CCMP2456, 1413 nucleotides long. The record is from the annotation of a GenBank genome assembly. NCBI's taxonomy places the organism in Eukaryota, Dinophyceae, Suessiales, Symbiodiniaceae.